This is a messenger RNA of Lathyrus sativus (Indian pea), 2706 nucleotides long. NCBI's taxonomy places the organism in Eukaryota, Viridiplantae, Streptophyta, Magnoliopsida, Fabales, Fabaceae. The record is from the annotation of a GenBank genome assembly.
AUGAAACCAUUAAUCAACUUCAAAACUACAAUCAUCACCCUCCUAUACUUUUCCAUCUCCCUCUUUCCCCUUCAAGCCUACGACCCGGUUGACCGCUACACCCUCAAUUGUGGCACAACAGGAAACUCUACCGACGGAGAAAGAACAUGGACAGGAGACACAAACUCAAAACUUUUGUUAUCAUCACAAAACAACAACCCAACAACAAUUUCUGUUCCAACAACACCACAAAAACCUUCCAUCAACAAAAUCCCUUAUUCAACAGCUCGUUUAUCACACUCAAUAUUCAACUACUCUUUCCCAGUUACUAAAGGUCCUAAAUUCCUCCGUCUUUUUUUCUACCCUUCUGCCUAUUCCAACGGGUUCAACCGUUACGAUGCUUCCUUCACCGUUGUAUCCAACGGAUUCACACUUGUUAAGGAUUUUAAUGCUUCGUUAAACGCUGAUGUUGAAGGUGUUGAUACUUUAUUCAAAGAAUAUGUUAUCAACGUUGGUGAUGAUCAAAGGCUUGAUUUAAGUUUUAUUCCAAGUGGAGGAAAUUCUAAAAAUUAUGCUUUUAUUAAUGGAAUUGAAGUCUUAUCCAUGCCUGAUUAUCUCUAUUAUACACCAACCACUGAUCCUGGUUUUUCACUUGUGGGGUCCACCAUCAUACCAACAUAUAGUAUUUCAACCACCGUUGCACUAGAGACAGAUUACAGGAUUAAAGUUGGGAACUCACCAAAUAUUCAAGACACAGGCAUGCUUAGAAACUGGAACAAAAACGACACAGACUAUUUAAGAACUCCAACAUCAUACGAUUUUGUCUCUCAAGACUUAACAGGUAGAAUGAACAUCACAGUAACUCCCGAUUACAUGGCACCCAAAGACGUCUACAGAUCAUCGCGUAACUUGGGCACCAAUGCCACUCUCAACAAACUCUUAAACCUAACUUGGGAGUUCCCACUUGAUUCUGGUUUCUAUUACUUGAUCAGGCUCCACUUCUGUGAACUCGACCCCUACAUAUCUACCGUAGGCAAUAGAGUCUUCACCGUCUAUUUACAAGGAAACGUGGCGGUAGAACAAGCAGAUGUUAUGAAAUGGACCGAAGGUAAAAAAGGGGUUGCCGUGCAAAGAAACUACGCCGUUUCAGUUCCAAAGAGUAAUAAUAACAAGAAAGUUAAUUUCUCUAUUCAAAUGCAUCCGUAUGGUGAUGGUAGAAUCUCCAAUUACAGUGACCCGUUUUUAAACGGACUUGAGAUUUUCAAAAUCAGUGACAUCGGUUUGAAGAAUCUAGCUGGACCCAACCCGGAUGUUGUUCAGUAUCCGGUUCAAGAGAAGCCGAAAAGCAAAAGCAUAAGUGGAACGACAAUACUUGGCGUCGUUUUGGGAGUUGUAUUCGGUGUCGUUUUCGUUUCCCUUGUCGUUUUCUUUGUUUGUAGAAAAAAAAGACCAACGAAAGGGGAAAAGGCUACAACGACAAAAGAUUCAAAGUCUUCAGCGACUUCGAAGUGGGGUCCACUGUCGUUUGCAACGACCAAGUCAAGCACUACGCAACCCUCAAAUCUACCGUCAGAUCUCUGCCGCAGCUUCUCGCUCCAAGAUAUACGCGCCGCCACAAACAACUUCGACGAACUCUUCAUCGUCGGCGUCGGAGGAUUCGGCCAUGUCUACAAAGGCUACAUCGACAACGGUUCAACACCGGUCGCGAUCAAGCGUCUCAAACCGGGUUCACAGCAAGGAGAAAACGAGUUCAUCAACGAAAUCGACAUGCUCUCAAAUCUCCGUCAUCUUCACCUAGUUUCUUUAAUCGGUUACUGCAAUGAAAACAACGAAAUGAUCAUCGUCUAUGACUUCAUGGCGCGUGGAACUUUACGCGAACAUCUCUACAACACUGAUAAUCCUGCCUUAUCAUGGAAACAGCGAUUAAAGAUUUCUAUAGGCGCGGCGCGUGGUUUACACUACCUUCAUACAGGCGCCAAACACACGAUCAUCCACCGUGACGUGAAAACAACGAAUAUUCUGUUAGAUGAGAAAUGGAUCGCGAAGGUUUCUGAUUUUGGGCUUUCUCGCAUUGGGCCUACGGGUGUAACCAAGGCCCAUGUUAGCACUGUUGUGAAAGGUAGCGUUGGUUAUUUAGAUCCUGAGUAUUACAAACGACAGCAUUUAACUGAGAAAUCUGACGUGUACUCUUUUGGAGUUGUUUUAUUUGAGAUACUUUGCGCACGGCCGCCUAUAAUCAGAACCGCGGAAAAGAAACAGGUGUCACUCGCUGAUUGGGGGAGAUUCUGCUACAAAAGUGGGGCCCUCGGGAGUAUCGUGGACCCUUCUAUAAAGUGGAGUAUAGCACCAGAGUGUCUGAAGAAAUUCGGUGAAAUUGCGGUUAGUUGUUUGUUGGACGAUGGAACACUGAGACCGUCGAUGAACGACGUCGUAUGGAUGUUGGAAUUUGCGUUACAGUUACAAGAGAGUGCGGAACAACGUGAGCGUGUUGUUGUGGGAGGUGGUGUUGUUGGUGAUGACGUGGAGGGUGGUGAAAGAAGAAAAGAAAAUGAUGAUGAUGACGACGUGUUUAGUAGUAGCGGGACCAAUAUUGGAAACGUUUCGGAUUUUAAUAAGAGUACUGAAGUGAGUGUGAGUACUAUGACGGGGAGUAGUAGUGGUGAGAAUAGCUAUGGUUUUAAUAAGGAAAGUGUUUUUUCUGAAAUUGUGGAUCCAAAAGCACGUUGA